Molecule: messenger RNA, 1239 nt
Organism: Halteromyces radiatus
Lineage: Eukaryota; Fungi; Mucoromycota; Mucoromycetes; Mucorales; Cunninghamellaceae
Exons: 3
Coding region: 71-1147 (358 amino acids)
Cellular component (GO): cytoplasm
Molecular function (GO): glutamine synthetase activity
Source: RefSeq, a predicted model, not a curated record
ACUUUUCUUUUUUCAUUUUCUUUUUUUUCUUUGUAUCUUCUUACUUUCAUUAUUCUUUAUUUCCAUUCUCAUGGCCAUACCAAGUAAUGCAAGUUUAUUGGAUAAAUAUCUACGACUCAGUCAAGGCAACAAGGUGCAAGUGGAAUAUAUCUGGAUAGACAACAACACAUUGCGGUCAAAAUCACGUACAUUAGAUUAUUUUGUCAAUAGAGUAGAGGAGAUUCCUGAAUGGUAUGAUGAUGGACAAGAAAAGCAUGAUGAGAUAAUUCUUCGACCUGUGGCUCUAUAUCAUGAUCCAUUUCGACCCACACGCGACAAGACGAACAAGCUAGUACUUUGUGAUACGUACCUUCCGGAUGGCACACCUCACCCAACCAACUACCGCUAUCAUUGUCAUCGGAUCAUGAAUACCUAUGACCAUCAUGCUCCUUGGUUUGGUAUGGAACAAGAAUAUUUAUUGAUUGAUCCUCAAAAAGAAAAACCUUUGGGUUGGCCACAACAUGGAUUCCCUGAACCUCAAGGUAAAUACUAUUGUGGGGUGGGUGCCGAUAAGAUUUUUGGACGAGACAUUGUAGAGGCGCAUUAUCGGGCAUGUUUAUACGCAGGAAUACGAAUAGGUGGAGCCAAUGUGGAGGUAUGUCCUAGUCAAUUUGAAUUCCAAGUAGGACCAUGUCCAGGCAUUACGAUGGGGGAUGAACUUUGGAUGGCAAGGUAUCUUUUGGAGCGUGUAGGGGAAACGUUUGGUGUCGGGGUGACGUUUCAUCCUAAACCAGUGCAAGGCGAUUGGAAUGGGGCAGGAUGUCAUACCAAUUAUUCAACCAAGGCGAUGCGACAACAAGACGAUGGUUUAGCCACCAUGGAGGAUGCUAUCGAACGGAUGAGUUUGCGUCAUUUUGAACAUAUUGCCGUCUAUGGGGAAGACAACGACUUGCGCUUGACCGGACAUCACGAAACUGGACACAUUGGGGCGUUUUCAUAUGGGAUUGCUAAUCGUGGUGCAUCGAUUCGUAUUCCUCGUCAUGUCGCCAAACAAGGAAAAGGCUAUAUGGAGGAUCGUCGUCCUGCUUCGAAUGUUGAUCCUUAUCGUGUCACUAGUAUUAUUGUAGAAUCAUCUCUUUCCCCUAUACCCUCAAGUUUAUUCCAUUAGAUAUUUCUAUUCCUUCUCUUUUUUUUGAUUUUGAUUUUGUACUAUUGAUGAAUAAUAAUAAUAAUAAUAAAACAAAAUACCUUUUAUUGUAA